AUGGAGAAGGACAAGGGCCCUUCGACGCCUCCUCCUCCCGAAGACAUACUUGUUGUGGAGGGGGGAGAGUCAUCAACCUCGAAAGACGAGAUCAUCCCGAGACUCAAGAAAAUCGUAACUGACCAGGUUAACACUAUCGUUAAGAAUACUAAAGUUAUCGCCGAGAAGACUAAAUUUCUCGAAUUUCUUUAUCUUAUUAACGAGCGCGUCUACGACAAGUUUACGAUUGAGACGGUCCGGUCACAGUUCGCACUAGGAACCACAUCGGUGGCCGGUAAGUUUUGUCCCCGGUAUCUUCGCCGCUGGGCCGGCUUUGGAGCACUACAUGACCAAAAAUUCCAGGAACUGGAAGAUCGCCUCAAUCCCUUGGAUGCGUGCUUUUCGUCACCCUACGAUAUUUCUAACGUUGUGUCUACCUUCAGCCUAAAGGCCAAGAACGAGGCAACGCUGCGCCCCUUUUUACACAUUACUCUCGAGAAGCCGACCGCUGCGGUUGUGAAUGAAUACCUUCACGCUGCGUCCGAAAGCCCUAACACCAAGUCCCGCGACUAUGUCCAUUUCACAGACCAAGACAAGACAACGCAGACAUCGAGAUCCUCCAAGAACAUACUCGCAUCGAGCACGGGCGGUGCCAGCAACCCCGGCCGCAUCUACGUGUACGACCACAACAAGGAAACCAAGGUCAAAAUAAUAAUAAAAUGA
This is a messenger RNA of Sporothrix schenckii 1099-18, 702 nucleotides long. RefSeq lists its product as uncharacterized. The transcript is spliced from 2 exons. NCBI's taxonomy places the organism in Eukaryota, Fungi, Ascomycota, Sordariomycetes, Ophiostomatales, Ophiostomataceae. The coding region runs from base 1 to 702 and encodes 233 amino acids. The record is from RefSeq and is a predicted model, not a curated record.